AUGUCCUUUUCGUCUCGUCGUCGAAACUACUUAUUGACUCCUCACAGGAGAGAUGGCUUGAUUGAAUGGAUGAAGAAGAUGUUGUCGCACAGCUUUGUGCUCGAUUGUCUGGGGACAACCGGAGCAGACACCUUUUCCCAUUUUGAAUUGCUGAUUGAAGAACAUCGCAAAUGGGAGGCAACCAGCAAGGAUAGAGCUCCCUCCCGUCUCAAGCAAUUGGUGCCGACCAUUGGAACCUUUCACACCAAUCUGCCACUGCGAGAAGCCUUUUUGUUCUACAACAAGAAGCACGGACUCACCAAUCGCAAACACAUUCAAAUUUCCUUUAACGAAAUUCGACACAUUCUCAACUAUGCCCAAAUCAUGGCCUUGCGAGAUACCGUGAUUGUGGCAAAGAAUAAUAAUGGUGACAACCCGGAGGAUUCCGCCAGUGAUGUCAAUGCCAGUGAUGACAACAACGACGACAAUAAAGCUUUUAAUGGACCCAAUCUUAUCACCUUUGAUGGAGACCAAACGCUCUACUCGGAUGGAUCCAACUUUGAUCACAAUCCUGAAUUGGCCAAUUAUCUGUACAAACUCAUCAAACAUGGAGUCUUCAUUGCAGUGGUUACGGCUGCUGGGUAUGAGUACAAUGUCGAAAAGUACGAGUUCAGAUUGUCCGGACUCUUGGCCUUUUUUAAAUCCAAAGGCUUGACUCCCGAGGAGUGUGAUCGAUUCUUUCUGUUUGGAGGAGAAUGCAAUUAUCUACUCAAGCUUGGAAACGAUUACAAAUUGCAACCCAUUAAGGAGGAUGGUCCUGGUGGAUGGUUCACGGCAACACGACACUUGGAAGAAGCACCCUGCAAUUGGAACGAAGCCGAUGUCACGGGUUUGCUGGAUCUGGCCGAAACAUCCUUUCACAAUUCCAUCAAAAACAUGCAUAUUCGUGGACGUGUCAUUCGCAAAAAACGAUCCGUAGGGUUGGUACCCACACCAGGAAUGGAAAUUCCAAGAGAAGCACUCGAUGAAACAGUCUUGGCGUUGCAGGAUACUCUCACUAGCAUGGGGUCGGCACCUGGAGUCGAUUUGCCACGAUGCAUUUUUAAUGGUGGAACCGAUGGGUGGUGUGAUUGUGGCAACAAACGCGUCGGAGUCAUGAUGCUGCAAUCCUACCUGGGCGUCUCAGCCGUCAAAACGCUCCACAUUGGCGACCAAUUCCUCAACACGGGCAAUGAUUUCGCUGCCCGAACCGUGUGUCCCUGUAUCUGGAUUACCUCACCUGACGAAACAACCUACAUUCUAAAGUCCAUUCUCCGACUGGCAGGAUUGGGGGUUUCCAUGGCGGAAAAUAGCACCAAGAAGCCGGAUUUCAAACGAGCGGCUUCCUUAGACUUUACUGAAGCUGAAAGGCGUUCCAAAGCUGUCAAAGUGAUGGAUGUGUACACCGGCGAGAUAAUAAGCAAGGAAACGCAUUCAUAG
Molecule: messenger RNA, 1458 nt
Organism: Seminavis robusta
Lineage: Eukaryota; Bacillariophyta; Bacillariophyceae; Naviculales; Naviculaceae
Source: the annotation of a GenBank genome assembly